Benincasa hispida (wax gourd) is the source of this 2881-nucleotide messenger RNA. Its product is annotated as putative receptor protein kinase ZmPK1. Gene Ontology annotation, molecular function: protein serine/threonine kinase activity; ATP binding. NCBI's taxonomy places the organism in Eukaryota, Viridiplantae, Streptophyta, Magnoliopsida, Cucurbitales, Cucurbitaceae. The record is from RefSeq and is a predicted model, not a curated record. Gene Ontology annotation, biological process: protein phosphorylation; recognition of pollen.
AUUAAUAUGACUUAACCCCAUUCAUAUGCAAGUUCUUAUGUAACAUGUUCCAAACGUAAUUUAUUGAGACUCGGCAGCCAUGUCUGACGUUGUACCUUAAAUUAUUAUUGUUGUUUAUUCAUGGCGGCCAAUGGUAAUGCCCAUGCCAUUGACCUCAACAUGACCAAUGUUCGUUUCUUUUCUGUUUAUUUCUUCUACAUAUCUCUGCAAAUUCUUCCCUCAACCGAACAAAUCCCCUCUCAAUUCUUCACUACUUGACCACAAUGUUUCUUUCUUUUCUUUUUAUUUCUUCAUUACUUCUUGCAAUCACCACCGUUUGGGCGGCGGCUCCGGCUGGUUUGCAGAGUCUAACUCCCGGAAACUCCAUAGCCGUCGAGGUCGAGAAUCAGUUCCUAAUUUCCCCAAAUGGAACUUUUUCAUCUGGGUUUUAUCCUGUGGGCAACAAUUCUUAUUGCUAUUCAAUUUGGUAUACAAAUAGCUUUGAAAAAACCGUCGUUUGGAUGGCAAACAGAGACAAACCGGUUAACGGCGAGAAAUCUAGACUGACUCUCAAUGUCGACUCCAAUUUGGUUUUAACCGAUGCAGAUGGCACUGUCGUUUGGUCCACCGACACAGUUUCUGAUGGUGAAAUUCAGCUGCGACUUCUCGAAACUGGAAAUCUCGUAGUAAUGAAUCAAUCCCAAAAUUUCAUUUGGCAGAGCUUUGAUUUCCCCACCGAUACUCUGCUUCCAGAACAGAGGUUUCUCAAGACAUCAACUUUAAUCUCAAUGCAAAACCGAGGUAUAUAUUUAUCAGGCUUUUACUACUUCAAAUUCAACGACUACAAUGUAUUGAAUCUCUUAUACAAUAGCCCCUCACUUUCUGGAAUCUAUUGGCCCGAUACCAUGGUAACGGUUUUUGUUAAUGGUCGAUCUCCAUAUAACAGCUCCAGAAUUGCAAUUUUAAACGAAAUGGGAGGAUUUGAAUCAAGUGACAAGUUGCAAUUCAAUGCCACGGAUUAUGGGUUGGGUCCAAAGAGGAGAUUGACGGUUGAUUUUGAUGGGGUUUUGAGAUUAUAUAGCUUGAAUGAAUUAACUGGCAACUGGACAGUCACGUGGAUUCCUUCAGGUGCGCGCAUAGAUCCUUGUAUGGUUCAUGGGUUAUGUGGGGAUUAUGGUAUUUGCGAAUAUGAUCCAUUACCGGCUUGUAUUUGUCCUCCCGGUUUCAUUAGAAAUGAUCCUUCAGAUUGGACUAAAGGGUGUAAACCACUUGUGAAUUUGACUUGUAAUUGGUCUAAUUCUUCCAAAGAAAUGGAUUUCAUUACCCUUCCUAAUACGGAUUACUUCGGUCAUGAUUGGGGUUAUAUAGAUAAAGUCUCCAUUGAAACGUGUAGGAAUUGGUGUCUUAGUAGCUGUGAGUGCACUGGAUUUGGAUAUGCACUCGAUGGUUCAGGACAAUGUUAUCCCAAAAUGGCUCUUCGUAAUGGGUAUCGAAAACCCGGAACGGCUGUGAUUAUGUUUAUUAAGGCCACGAAAGACGAGUACUCAUCGUCAUUGGCGCUACAACAUUCAACAAAUGAUUUGAAUUGCUCUGUUUCACAGAUUGUUUUAGGGACAGAUCAUGUGUAUGCAGAGAAGAGUAAUAAGUUUCGAUCUAUGGGGUUGUUAAUUGGAGUGGUGGCUGCAAUUGGGAUUAGUGAACUCAUUUUUGUUGCUUUUGGGUGGUGGAAUGUCUUUCGUAAGCGAGUAAAUGAAGAAUUGGUUAAUAUGGGUUACAUUGUAUUAGCCAUGGGGUUCAAAAGAUUCUCAUAUGCUGAAUUGAAAAGAGCCACAAAAAAUUUCAAGCAAGAGAUUGGGAAAGGAGGAUUUGGAACUGUUUACAAAGGAGAAUUGGAUGAUGGAAGAGUUGUGGCAGUGAAGAGAUUGGAUGGUGUUUUACAAGGAGAUGCAGAGUUUUGGGCUGAAGUUAGUAUCAUUGGAAAGAUUAAUCACAAAAACUUAGUGAAAUUAUGGGGUUUUUGCGCUGAGAAACAACAUAAAAUGCUGGUUUAUGAGUAUGUAAAGAAUGGGUCUUUGGACAAACAUCUUUUCUCUGAUUCAUCUCAAGUGUUGGGGUUGGAACAGAGAUAUGAGAUUGCUGUUGGAACGGCAAAGGGGUUGUCUUAUUUACAUGAAGAAUGUCUUGAGUGGGUUCUUCACUGUGAUGUCAAGCCUCAAAACAUACUUCUUGAUGAAUCCUUAGAGCCAAAAGUUGCUGAUUUUGGAAUGUCGAAGCUUUGUCGAGAGAUCAAUGAAAGUGGAUUCUCAAAGGUGAGAGGGACCAGAGGAUAUUUAGCUCCAGAAUGGAUGAUGAAUCUUAAAAUUGAUGCAAAAGCAGAUAUUUACAGUUAUGGGAUUGUUUUAUUGGAACUUCUGAGUGGAAAGAAUGCAUAUGAUUUUGAAUGGUCUACUAUUUCUAAAGAUGGUGGAAGGAAUACAGAUAUGGUGAAAUGGGUAAUGGAAAUUGUAGAGAAAGGUGAAAUUGAGAGAGUGAUGGAUCCAAGAUUGAAGGUGGAAAACAAUCAAAAUAAGAAGAUUGAAAUAUUGUUGAAAGUAGCUUUGUUAUGUGUGAAGGAAGAUCGAAAUAUGAGGCCUGCAAUGAGUAGAGUUGUUGAACUUCUUACUGGCUAUGAAGAACAAAGCCCACAUAGAGAUGAUUUUUAUCCAAAAAAUUAUUAGAAAAGCAUUUGACAGUUGUAAUUUGUAGAACUUUCUGUUAAAAAAAGAUAUAGCUAUGAAUUUCUGUAAAGAAGUAAAUGUCAAUUAUCGUUGAUGUACGUUUAUGUUGAUUUCUACUACAUAACUCUUAUUUCUUUUCCCUUUUUGAUAAUGAAUAUGUAAAUUAAGGAUGGGGAUGGAUUGAU